Molecule: messenger RNA, 1113 nt
Organism: Hydractinia symbiolongicarpus
Lineage: Eukaryota; Metazoa; Cnidaria; Hydrozoa; Anthoathecata; Hydractiniidae
Exons: 1
Coding region: 1-1008 (335 amino acids)
Source: RefSeq, a predicted model, not a curated record
AUGGAACAUAAAACACCAACAAAUAUAUGUGCAACCAAAUUACUUAAUCCCAAUCCAGUUCAUCACAGACAGACACAAUUUGGAACUUUACCAUCAGGUUCGUACCUCUCAUGUCAGUGUUCAGUUAUGCCACCUGAUUUUACAGUAUACUAUAGCAUUGACAGAUCAGAUGGAAAAGAGUACCCAUUGUAUCUAAGAUAUCCACAAUUUCCAUUCCAAUCAUUGGAAAAUGUUAUAGACACUUUUACCAAGGAUAUUCAUAUUGUUGAAAUAAAGAAAAACAAUAUUUUAGAAAAUUUAAAAUCCCACUCCGAAGAUGUUAACUUGAUUGAAACGAGUACAAGAAAUCAAGCUGAUGAUCCGAACUGGUUUUUAUACCGCAAGAACAGAUUUACAGCAUCUUUAUGUAACAAAUUGGGUAAAACUGGACGAAAAACUGAAAAAUCUUCGAAGACAUUAGCCCAUAACAUUGUGACAGGGAGUAAAAAAAAUGUGAACAGGAUUAUGAAAAUGAAAAUGGAGUACGGUCGAUUUUACGAACCCAUAGCAAUCCAACAUUAUGAGCGAUAUAUGAAGUUGAAGAAUUUUAACAUAACUGUAGAACAAUCAGGUUUAGUCAUUGAUCCGAUCAAUUUUGUGUUGGGUGCUACACCUGAUGGUAAAGUUAUAUGUGAUGAAUGUUUUGGUAUAUUGGAGGUGAAAUGCAGCGAACAGUACAGGGAUGUUGAUCCAAAAACAAUUUGCCACAUUUCACCAAACCCGUGUAUAGUUUACAACAAAGAAAACAAUCAAAUUACUAUAAAUAAAAACCACACGUAUUAUGACCAAGUACAAAUGCAACUUGCUAUAACAACACGCACAUGGUGUGACUUCGUAUUUUAUACAUCGAAAGGAUUAGCCAUUGACAGAGUUCCCUUUGACACAGAAUAUUGGGAUACAUUGCAGCACCGAAUCUUGAAAUUUUAUUUUACGUACAUGUUACCCGAAAUUGUGGAAUUAGAGGAAUGAACCUAUCUAGAUAUUUUUAUAUACUUUAUAUAUAAAUAUAAAUAAGUACUUGAAACAUAUCAUAACCUUGUAAAAUAUGAAAUAUACUUCAAAGUGAUAUUUUUU